AUACAUACGGUUGACAAACGCCAGGUGCUACAAAGUUGAAGAGAGACUCGCCAUUUGUGGGUCUCUAAAAUGUUGUCCACCAUCGCGGAGUAAGAGCUCUAGAUUUAUUUUCAACGAAAACGUGAAAAAUACUGACUAAAGGUCGAUACGAGAGGGAUUAUCGGCGUGUUGUCUUGCGUGGAGUACAGGUGAAAAGCAAGUAGUGACGCACAAACAAGCAAUACCUGGUUUUACCUGGAUUACCGAUGGGCUACACAGUUUAUACUCAAAAGACGGAGUGUCUCCGAGCUGUAUAAGAUUGACACAGCGUAACCAUGUCAGAAGCUAUCACCUGGUUGUUACACCUGGCUUGUAUCUACAUAGUUAUUAAUCAAGGAUACAGUCAACGUGAUGCAUGCUGCAUUCAAUGUAACAGCACCGAUACUAAGGUGUCUCGAAACAAGUGGACUGUCAUAUCUACCGAUAAAUCCCUCAACCCAUUCUCCUACCCUGCCAACACAACCUGUGAUUUCAGCUUGAGUCCUCAAUACCCACCUGACAUACUCCACAUCAAGACCUCGAGAUUCUACUUGGAGGAGAGCAUCGGCUGUCACGAAGAGUACAUCGAGAUAUUAACGGAAAACUACCCGCUUACGUCAGGCAACUGGAUCUCUCUUGGACGAUGGUGUGGACAGUCAUUUGCCAAGUCUCUAUACAUCAAAGGGCCCGUGAUGAUCCGAUACAAGGCUGGGAUUGAGACCUCGCUGGACUUCACGAUAGAAGUCACUGCACAUGAAGGGAGCUACUUUGGAAAGGAGCUGAGAGAGACUAUUUUAGUGGGACAAGCCCCAAUGUAUAUAUACUCUCUGGGGUACCCUUCAUCCUAUAUUAAUAACCUGAAGAUGUCGUGGACACUGCAGCCACAGGAUGUUCUUCAGCAGGUGAAUGUCGAGGCGGUGGAGUUCAGCCUGGAACCCACAGGGGACACCGGUAGAUGCCAGUUCGACAACCUCACCCUGAAGUCAGAGGCACAUGAGGCUGUCUGGUGCGGGUCUACCGGACAGAGGUUCUUCUCUGGCAAAAGCUAUGUUCUGGCUACACUGAGAACUGACCGCACUAAGGAUAAUACCGGUUUCCUUCUCCGCGUGUACAGUACAUAUAUCCAAAACACCCACUGUAACGGGAGCCGUAUCCGGUUGCUACCAGCUCACCACACCGCAGAACUGUUGUCUCUGACCGACGGUGAAAACAGAAUGAUGGAAUGUUCGUGGAUUAUACAAGCUCAGACCCAGGAUGAGGUGAUAGUGCUGGAGACUGUAUCCUGGGAUAGUGAUGUGCUGUCCUGUGAUGACACCCCUUUCAAGAUUUUUGAUGGAAGUGACGACAAGGGGAGCCCACUCGUGACAAGCUGCGGGGGUGUCCGGCCCUUUGGGUUUGUGCGCACCUCCGGAAACUCGGCGUACAUCAGCUCCCAGCUCAAGGUGUUGAGCCGCAAUAAAAUAAAGAAAGGAUUCAGGAUCAAAUAUUACUCCACACAUAAAUAUUUCUUUGAGGAAUAUCACAAGGAAGCUGUUACUGCUAGAUCGUUUGUCUGGGUUCCGUCUAUGGGUACUGAUGUUCAAAGACCGGUGAUCAACGUUAGAGCUGACGUCGCCGAGCGAUGCGUCAACGUCGAGGCUCAAGACAAAUGGCGGCACGAGAUCCAGAUGUCCUACACGGAACUCGUAGAUGUUUAUGACGGUACAAACGAAAGAGCCCGCCUCAUUGGCGUGUGUUCAAUACACGACUCCGCUGACAUUUCCGGGACUGGUUCCACGCUGAGAAUCAAAGUCAAGACACCAGUAGAAAACGGUGGCUUCUGGCUUGUCAUCGAUACCACACAAAACUGUAAUGGAGACACCGAGAUUCUCUUCGUGACAAACGCGGCACAGAGGCUCACGUUCCCAACAUCCCGGAUGAAGCUCAACAACAACUUCCCCAGCAACACUAACUGUAGAUGGGAGCUGCGGACAGAUGGCAGCAGAGGUCUCACGCACCUGGAAGUAUCUGGUGUGUUCCUGUCCCACUCUUCCACCUGUGCUAACAACUACUUAAUGGCUUCAAGUGACAACGAUCAAACACAAGAAGUCAUGACCUGGUGCAACAGUCGACAGGGGAACGUGACCUCCUUGGGUGGCUUCUUCCUCAUGGUGGUCAUCGACAACUUCCUGUCAGAACGAAGUUUCAACGCCAGAUUCUGGCGGGAGUCGGGCUUCAGCUGUGAGAGCAAGAGGCUGUACGCAUCCUCUGAGUGGAACUACCUCAGUUCACCGGGAUAUCCUGCCAAUUACCCAAACAACGCCAACUGCAGCUGGGUGAUCAGCAGUCGGCACUCCACAGAUAACGUAAAGUUGGAGAUCAUACACAUUGAUACACACAGCUGCGACCAUGACGUCAUCAACGUGUACGAGGGUACCACAACAAAUCACCUACGACGCGAGAUGUGUGGACCAGGGUAUUCGAUGUCUACACUUCAGUCCUUUGGUUCCAGUCUUUAUAUAACCUUCAAGGCGGACAGUACGAUAACCCACACAGGAUUUAAACUGGCAUAUUACAGCGUCCAUCCGUCAGGAGAUAAUUCCAGCGUCGUAGCGUACACGGCCACUCCGGACGUCUCCAGAUUCGACUCCCCUAACUACCCUUACUCGUACCAAAGGAACGUCAGGAGAUUCUGGGUCAUCGGAGGCGACAACAGCAACGACGUAGUUACGAUACAACGUGCCCCAACAUAUGGGUCCACCAAGAAACCGUGCCGAAACAGGCACGACACACUAGCAGUGUACGACGGUACAAGUGAAAGAGACGCUUUGCUAGGUUAUUUCUGUCGCGCUGACCUGCCUCUUGACGCGCCCCUGGUCUUCCAAAGCAGUGGACAGUUCGUGUAUUUGUCGCUCUUCUCAUCGGACAGCUUCGUGGAAUCUGGUUACUCUGGAACUUUCAGCAUCAUCUAUUCCAGUGGAUCGGCUCAGCGCGCCUGUCUCCCUGGGGGAAUUGAGUCAUUAGAAGCGAAGGAAUACUGGCAGUAUUUGAAGUAUCCAAUAAGGGGAGAGUAUCCAAAACAUGCGCACUGUGAGUGGCGACUAUGGACCGACAACUCCACCGUGGUGGUAGAAGUGACGUUGUCCAACCUGGAGGAGUCCUACAGCUGCAAAUACGACGCUGUGAGGGUUUAUGAUGGUUACAGCACCCUGAGUCCUGAGACGGGGGUAUUCUGUGGCAGGCAGACCCCUACAUUCCACAGUACUGGCCGCUAUCUGUUCCUCCUUUUUGUAAGCGAUGACAUGAACCAGGGGAACGGCUUCUCCCUCAGAUACAGAAUAAAACCGGACGAGGAGGAGCCACCGGUCGACCAGAAACCGAAUGGUCUCCUGAUAGGCGCGACCACAAGCGGAGUCUUCCUCCUCAUCGUUGCCGUCACUUGCUUCUUCUGCAUCCUGGGCAAAUACAGACGUAAGCCACCACAACCUGCACGCCGGGACCCCCCUCCGUACAGCCGUAGCAACAGCACCGUGUACGUUGUGUCGCCCAUAAUUGUGGGCGGUAGCACCGCCUCAGAUCCACCCCCUUACCCCGGAGUCACGAAUCCAGCAUACUCCAUGGAUGACCUCCCGCCAGCCUAUCCAGGUAUUGCGCAUGCUCAACCGAUAGGCCCGCCACCCAGAGCGCCACCUGGAGGAAAUGAACACACUUAUGACGAAGUCUUUUCGGACGUGGCGGGUAACCUCCCUCCCCCUCCUCCGUAUUCAGUUUUAGAUACAACGCAACAAGAAACUCCACCGGCGUACCAUACAGUCGUGUCGCAGGCAAACAAAUCGGAAACAAACAUUAGAAAUGAUCCGGGAGCGCAGAUGCACCAACACCCAAGGUCUAGGUCUGAUCAGGGUGAAAAUGGAAGAGGAAGCACUCCGUCUCCGCGUCCACAUGCACUUACGAUUGAGUUGCUGGGACCCGUUUAAGUCAAAAUGAAUAUUGUGUAACCAAAACGUGCUCAAUACCAAUUUCGUUAAGUCUUUCAUCUAUUAUGCUCCCUAAA
Messenger RNA from Haliotis rubra (blacklip abalone), 4051 nucleotides. RefSeq names its product cubilin-like. Lineage: Eukaryota; Metazoa; Mollusca; Gastropoda; Lepetellida; Haliotidae. The transcript has 26 exons. The record is from RefSeq and is a predicted model, not a curated record. Bases 315 to 3974 code for a protein of 1219 amino acids.